This is a messenger RNA of Betta splendens (Siamese fighting fish), 2007 nucleotides long. Its product is annotated as torsin-1A-interacting protein 2-like. Gene Ontology annotation, molecular function: ATPase activator activity. The coding region runs from base 173 to 1615 and encodes 480 amino acids. Gene Ontology annotation, cellular component: membrane. Gene Ontology annotation, biological process: membrane organization. Lineage: Eukaryota; Metazoa; Chordata; Actinopteri; Anabantiformes; Osphronemidae. The transcript is spliced from 10 exons. The record is from RefSeq and is a predicted model, not a curated record.
UUACGUUGAUGUUGUGCACUUAAUAAAGUCCAUGGGAACAAGGAAACGACUGAACGUUCCGCCGGAGGGUCGCUGUCACAUCUGUGCGACAACGUCAGCGCUACAUGGUUCAUAUCCCACUGUGUGUUCUUGACAAUAGCUGUGGUCCACCUGGCAUCAAGAAUCCAAAGAAAUGGCAGAGCAAGUCACAGAGCUCACCCAGCAGCAGGACCCAGAAGACAAAACACAGUCCACAAGUGUGGCCUGUUCCUCUACACACGAAGAGUUCGAUCAGACUGCUGCAUCCCAAGACACUGAGGAUGAAAACAACAGUGGGAAAAGCAACGAGGCGACUCUUGAUACAAAUGAUCAUCCGAAGUGUGAGUUUCAGUUUCAUGAAGGCAUGGCUAUGCCAAAGAAUGCACCCACGCUACAGACAGUGGACAAAGAGGGCAAAACGUUGGAUGAACUGAGAAAUAAUGAUAUUACCACUAGUAAUGCUUCUGAGGAGACAGAUCCAGACCUGGCGCCUCCAACCAAUAUGAUGUGUGAUGAGAACACACAAGCUGAAGAAAACCACACGGGUGAGAUCAAGGCAGAAGAACCUACCACAGAUGAUGACCACGUGGAUGGACCCAAACAUGAAGACACAAACACUGAGGCUGCAGGGGAUUCAGUUUUAUUAUCUGCACCCAAAAGCAGCGAAUCUGAAAGCGACAGUAGUGACAACAUGGACCAGGCCGGCGAUAAACGGAUUGAGAGAGAGGAACAGGUAAAACCAGUAGAAACCAUUGGUGCUACCUGUCAAGAGGCUACUGAACCUACAUUUCCAGAGGAUUCUGGAAUGUUUGCAGGAAGACAAAGAUACCUACAUUUAAUAGCAUUGACUAUAGUGGUCAUGCUUGCUGCCAUCCUGGUGCAGUAUGUGCGCCAACCCAAGUCUCCACCUCAGAUAAAUGAUGUGCGGCAUAUAGACAUUUUCCUCAGGCAGCUGGAAAAAGUAAAAACUCAAUUUCCCAACCAACGGUCUGAACUGUGGAACAGGUGCAGGAUCCACCUGAAGAGGCACCUGCUGACCGCUCAUCCCACAGAGCCGGUCAGUCUCAUCCUGACGGCGGGUUCCAAGGCUGAAAGGACGCUGGGCUGCUUGGCUCAGAGCCUGGCCUCUGCCUUCUCUGCUGCCCUCAAUGCCUCUGUCCUACACAUCGAUGGAGCCAGCAGAGCCAGCCAGGACAGUGACUCGGUCAAACUGGACAUUGACAAGUUGUUGCAGGGAGCUUUUGGGGGCGACAAACCUGUGGCCGUCAUCCAUCGCUUUGAAGAGCUGCCUCCAGGCUCCACACUUAUUUUCUAUCGCUACUGUGACCACGAGAAUGCCGCCUUCAAGAAGACUUUUCUGAUCUUCACGGUGCUUCUGGGGGAAGAAGAGUCACUUCCUGCCCAGAUUCGUUUGAGUGACGUGGAGGAGAUGGUGGACGACCACCUCCAAAAGAAAUUCCUGUCUCACGGUCACCCGGUAUCAUUUGACAGGAUGGAUCUGGACAAGUACGGUGGACUGUGGAGCCGUAUUUCUCACCUCAUCCUUCCGGUGGCGUCAGAGGACAGGGUUGAACGCGAUGGGUGUAAGGACACAUGAACAAUGUUUUUUAAAAUUUAUAUCAGCAAAAGCACUACUAUGAUCAGAAUUUUUUAAACACUGGUUUUUAAAGGCUGCUCAUUACACCUGAAGACACCAGCGAGACACCUGGCACCACAUCCAGGUUGAGCGGGACAUUUUAUGUAAAUGCAUUUGACAAAAAUACUGUUGCACUUUAUUUUAGUCUUUUAAUCAAAUGUAAUAAAUCUUAAUGAUCAAACUGGGGACUGUGAGGUUUAUAAUGUGUGUACAGUUUGACUUGUUCGGCACCAUGUGCCUUAGUUGAACUUCCUUCCUCCACUUGGUGUUUUCUAGAUAUAGACAUUAUGUUUGAGGGGGGGUGAGUACAAUCACAUGUGCCUUUAUUGUACCAAUAAAACCGUUUACGCUUG